AUGCUAAAGUUUUCGAAAUAUGCUUGCAACAAGAUUGGUAAUAUUGUUAAUAUUGGUAGUAAUACAAAAGGGAAACAAAUAAUUAAUAUAUAUAUUCAUAAUAUUAUUUUAGGCUACUAUUUAAUACAAAAUAAUUAUUACACAAAAUGGAAAUAUGCUAUAGUUCAUUUCAAAAAUUUUAAUCUCCUUAAAGAUUAUAUUAAUGAAAGGAAUGGGCCCAAUACCUUUACAAAUCAGAUAGAGCAUCAAAAAGGAAAACAUACUACUAAUAAACAAAACAUUUUUUAUAACAAUGAAACUAGAACAUAUAAUAUUAUGCUUAAUCCUGCUAUAUAUUCACAAUUAAAAAAUAUUUUGCGUAUAAUCCAUAAAACAAAUACUUUAAUUUUACAAACCAUUUUGACAAAACAUAAAAAUCUAAUACCAUUACAAUCUCAUCAAAUAAUUAAAAGUAAUAUAUCCAUACAUAAAAAUGAAUAUCUAUUUUAUAUACAAGUACCAAAUAAAUAUAUAAAUAUUAUUUUACCUGACAUACAACUACAAUUUAAGAAAGAAAAUACAUCAGAACUAUUUAAACAAGUUGCCAAUCUAGACAUAUAUGCUUUGAUAUCAUUUUUGAACAUUCACAUAAAUGCUAUGAAAAAUGUCAGAAAUACACUAACCAAUUAUGACAGCAAUGAUGGGGGGGAGGCCUAUGAACUCAUUUCUACUUCCUUCUCUGAUGAGAUGAUCAAUUUUAUUUUAAAUAAUUUGUGUGUGCAAAUAGAUAAGUUUUUCUCUAACUUUAAAACAAAAGAAAUAAACACAACAAUAAAUAAAUUAGAUUUUCAUAAAAUAUAUUUAGACUUAUUAGAUAUACUAACCAUUUUAAUAAUAGAAAUAAAUAAAUAUAUAAAAUUUAUUGAUUUUAUUUUAAAUACAUUACUAAAAUCUUUUUAUAAAUAUAAACAUCAUUAUAAUUAUACAUAUUCUGUUAAUUUGCUAAAUACAAUAAAUCAAAUUCUCCCAUUCCAUAUUCAUUCAUUAUAUUUGCCUAACACACAUGAAGAAAACAUUUCAAAUGAUUUUGUAAAAAAAAUUGAAAAUAAUUAUUUUUAUAUACAAAAAGAAAAUUUUACUUGGAAUCAUAUUAACAAACAUUAUGCAGAAAUAAGUUCUACUAAUCUAGAUACUGAAAUAGAGAAUGAAAAAAAAAUUAUGUUACAUUCUCUAAAUACAGAAUGUUUGACUAAUACAUUUAUUCCUUUAAAUAAAGAUAUUGAAAAUAAUAAAUUCUGGGCACAAUAUUGUAUAAUACUAGUAACUAUUAUUGUUAAGAAAAUAAAAUAUGUAACUCAUAGAAAUGUUUUAAUUGAUGAACAAUAUGUGUUAGAAGCAAUAAAUACACUACUACAUAUACAAAAUAAAAAGGUUCUCAACUUAGAUAGUCUCAUAGAUUCAAAAGCACCAUUUUUGAAAGAUCUACAUAUUGAUAAACUGGAAAAUUCAAAAGAAACUGAAAUUGAUAUACAUAAUAAAUAUGAAUGUUCAGAAAAAAAAAAUAACUUUUUACUUUUUCUCAACUUUUCUUUUAAUAUGCUAAAAAAUUUAAAGUACAAUAAUACGUCCUUAAAAGAUUUAGCGUCUAAAAAUAAAGAUGGGGUAAAACCUUUUUUGAAAAUUAUCGCAUUAAUAAGCAAUAUUAAAUAUUUAUUAACAAGCAAUAUAAAAAAAUGUGCAUCCAAAAGCUCGAUAGAAAAUGUAAUAACUCCAAAUGAUCAUUUUAUAAAAAGACAAAAUGAAAAUGUGAAAAAUACAAAAAUUAUUAAUAUGAUUAAAAAAAAUAUAAACCUAUUUUCUAACGAAAUCGUAUUAGCACUUUCAAAUUAUUAUACAAUGUCAAAAUCUGGUAGUAAUAAUUUUUUAUCCUGCACAAGUCAGAAAAAUAUUGCUAUGUACAUGUCAUACAUAUUUAAUGAUGCAUAUUUUCAGAAUAAUUGCCAAAUAAAAAAUAUAUUUCUUAAUCAUUUUUUAAAACAUUAUAAUAUUUUAAAUUCAAAUUUGGAAACAUAUAAUAAAAAAUAUAUUUAUCUACAAUAUAUAACUAUUUAUAAUUUUAUAAAACUUUUUCAUAAUGAUAUUAAUAAUGCCUCACCAGAUUUAUACAAUACAAUAUUAAAUAUAUUUAUGGAAUAUUUCAAUAAUAAUACAUGCUAUAAUCUUAAGAAUGACAAAAAUUCAAACGACAUUUCCUACACAAACGAACAAAAUAAUUAUUAUUUACACCUUUUGAAUAAGUUAUGUUAUUUUUACUUUUUAUCAAAAAAAUAUAUUACAAAUUUAGAAUUUCUAAAUCAUAUAAAUCAUAACUUUUAUUUAACAUUUUAUUUAAUUAACCAAUAUAUUGAAAAAAAUAUAAACACACAAGAAUAUUUUACUAAUUUUAUUAACAAGUGUGCAAAUAAACUCAUAAUUAUAUUAACUGUUCAUAAAUUUUUUAAUAUUUAUUCAGACGAUUUAAAUGGCUGUAUUUCAAAUUUUAUUCAAUUAACUCAUGAAUAUAUUACUAAAGAAAACAAAGAAAAGUUUAUUUUAUAUAUUAUUCCCUUUUUAAAAUUUCCAAAAUCGUCCACUGACAAUUUGAAGCGUCUCCUAACCGAUGCUGAUACAAAUUUUGUUGAGGGAGUAAAUAUACAAAAAGACACACCUGAAAAAAGCCAACUAACUUUUCAAAAUUAUAAUUUAACCAAUUCUAAUCAGGGGAAUAUCUCAUGUAUGGAAUAUGAAAAAAAUAAAAGUAACUUAUUUAAAGAUGACCAAAGAGUGGAUAAUAAUACUGAAAAUGAUAAUAUGCAUAAUGACGAUCUCUUUACAAAUAAACAAAAUGGCUUAAGCAACAUUUUUUUUAAUUAUUUUAAAGAACAUAAUUAUGCAAAUCAAAAUGUAUAUCCAGUUUCACAUAUUGAAAAGGAUUUAAUAGAACUACUAGACAAUUUAGAAAAAAAUAAAAAUUUUCAAAUCAACAAUAAUACUUUAUGUCAAAUAUUAAAUGACUAUGUAAAGGAAAAUAAAUUAAUUAAAAAAGAAAAUGCCAUACUAAAAAACAAAUUAAAUUUUAUUGUUCUCAACUUUGAACAAUUUAUAUCAUCAUAUAUAAAUAGUAUAAGUGACAAUAGUAAUACUACAUCAAUACCUACCAAUAAUUCGACUACUUUUGAUUGUAAAGAAAAUGUUAAUACAAUAAACACAUUAAUUAUGAACAAGUCAGGUAAAACAAUAGAAAAAGAUAUGAAUAAGACAGGAGAAAAGGAUAUAAUUCAAGAGGAAACAAAUUAUUAUAAAUUUGAUAGGGACAACAUAAAUAAAAUAAAAAAUGUGUCUACAACUUUACAAAUACAAUUUGAUUAUCAUUAUGUUAAUGCUAAAAAUGAAUAUUUUCAUGAAUUAAAAAAAUAUGAAUGCAAAAAUUAUAUUAAAGUAAAUAAUAUACUUUUAAAUAUGUACAUGUAUAAUCCUUAUAUUUCAGCCAAAAACAAUAAAAAAAAAUUAAUAAUCCUACCAUAUGAUACUUAUAAAAAUAUAAAAAAACUUGUUUGUGAGGAAAAUGAAGGACCAAACGUAUUUAAACGUUUUCAUAAUUCAGUUUACUUUUUUUUUGAUAAGUUAAUGAUUUUUUUUUGUAAAACACGUAAUUAA
Messenger RNA from Plasmodium vinckei vinckei, 3675 nucleotides. RefSeq names its product conserved Plasmodium protein, unknown function. The coding region runs from base 1 to 3675 and encodes 1224 amino acids. The transcript has a single exon. Lineage: Eukaryota; Apicomplexa; Aconoidasida; Haemosporida; Plasmodiidae. The record is from RefSeq and is a predicted model, not a curated record.